Messenger RNA from Hibiscus syriacus, 789 nucleotides. Its product is annotated as probable magnesium transporter NIPA1. Gene Ontology annotation, biological process: magnesium ion transport. Gene Ontology annotation, cellular component: membrane. The transcript has 5 exons. NCBI's taxonomy places the organism in Eukaryota, Viridiplantae, Streptophyta, Magnoliopsida, Malvales, Malvaceae. Gene Ontology annotation, molecular function: magnesium ion transmembrane transporter activity. The annotation marks the transcript as partial. The record is from RefSeq and is a predicted model, not a curated record.
UUAUUAUGCAGUGCAGUGCUAGCUCAUUUUAAUUUGAAUGAGAGAUUACACAUCUUUGGUAUGCUUGGAUGUGCUCUUUGUGUGGUUGGCUCUACAACCAUUGUCUUACAUGCUCCAAAGGAAAGAAAUAUUGAAUCUGUCAAACAAGUUUGGCAGCUUGCAACAGAGCCAGGAUUCAUUGUAUACUUUUGGGUCGUUUUGGUUGUUGUAGCAGUGAUCAUUUUUCGAUAUGUUCCACGCUAUGGCCAAACCCAUUUGAUAGUUUAUAUCGGGAUCUGCUCCCUCAUGGGAUCUCUUACGGUAAUGGGUGUUAAAGCAGUAGGAAUCGCACUGAAGCUGUCGUUUGGAGGCAUGGAUCAAUUUAAAUACUAUGAAACCUGGAUAUUCACAGCAAUUGUGAUCUUUUGCUGUCUUCUGCAAGUAAAUUACUUGAACAAGGCUCUGGACACCUUUAACACUGCUGUUGUAUGUCCUGUUUACUAUGUCAUGUUCACAACACUCACCAUUUUUGUCAGCAUGAUCAUGUUUAAGGAUUGGGAUUCACAAGGUGGGACAGAGAUUGCAACGGAGCUAUGUGGAUUUAUUACAAUAAUAUCAGGAACAUUCCUCCUCCACAAAACCAAAGAUAUGGGAAACAGUUCCAAUGGCAUACUCCCUGUGUAUACAACUUCUGAUCCUAUCCCCAUCUCUAGUUCAAGAUAGUCAGCCCAACAGGUUCGAAAUUCGAAUUCAGAUUCUAAUUCUGCGCCCUCUUGUUUCAGAUAUUGCUUUUAGUUUCAUGCAAGUGAG